AUGAUUAUGCAGAAAUCUACGUAAAUUAUCGUUCCAAAAAUUGGACUCAACUUUUUCUUUAAUAAUAGUUUCUGUCGCUUUUCGAAAGCACGGACAUGGUACUGCCAGUUGCGUUACACGAUAGUAGUUUCUUUAAAACUGACCUAGUACAGUAUAGUUAGCGAGAAUUUGGCCUAAACGAAACGUUUACAUAGGAGCCAAUUGGAAGGGCAAACGUUUCUCGUGAAAUAGAAAUGAUGCUCCGAGUGACACGAAAACCUAGAAGAGUCGGCAACCCUCGUUUCCCAGAUUUCAAAUCCGUUUACAUUCCGCUGCAAUGCGCGCUGACCGGAAACGCCUUUACUUUUUUAUCGAAAGCCGUGACUGCGAUGGAGUCGCCGAUCCUCAAUGCAAUUGCAGAAAACGAAUGCGUCGACAGAAACAGAAGCGUAACUUGCGAGCUGAAAUCGGUGGGUGAAAAUCGUGUAAGGUUAGGUAACACGUGGAAGACUCCUUUGGAGAGAGAUAUCCCGUUACGAAUUAAAAUCCAGCUGGGUCCGAUCAACGCGAACGGCCCGUUGAGUCCAGCACGAGUGCCGGUGACUCGGGAUCUAAAUGAACUACGCAAGAAUUGAUUCCGGCCGAAAAUACAAUUUCAUCAGAAAUUUCUGACGCGUCGCUGCACCCACGAUGCUCCCGAAAAUUCUUUCUAGUUUCACGACGCGGAUUGCGUUAAUGGUGAAUUACAUAGUCGUCGAAAGUUUCCGCACUUCAUUGUCAUUCGUCGCGCAUCGUCAUUACGGUAACUUAGUUGCUUCGAAUCUGCAUGGAUCGACACGUGCCUUCAGAAUACGUGACGGAAGGCACGGAAGACUGCUUCGCCUGAAUUUCAUUAAUUUUUCGUAUUUUUUCAGAAAAUUAAAAAACCAAUAUAGUCAUGACCUACCCCAUUAGCAUAAAAAAAUACGACCUUCGAAAUACGUCGUUGUGGAAUUUCUCUAGAAAUCCAUACUACUUCAAAUUAUCUUAGCUGUCGCGUACCACGUGACACGGUUGUCGUUGGUGGGGCAAUAAAAAAAUGUCAAAAGGAACAAAACCAAGUACUCGUAAUUAUUACGUACGCGAUAAAAUUAUUCGAUAUUCGCGGUUGUCACUGUUUGGCUCUUUUUUCAAAGUUACAUGUUAUCUUUGAUUAUCUUUGAUAUUUUAUGGAAAAUUGGAUCGACACGUGUUCGCAAGCACAUGUGAUGCCGGUAAAACUUUCGAUGACGCUUUUCUACGCAUGAGGCCAUAAAUCGAAUAUGGUGGUUGGGGGCUAACGUUGAGAGUGGAUAUGGUAGUAGAAAGCUUUCUCCACUCGUUAAUGUCAUUCGAGCCAGCCUUUGGAAAUGCGUCAGUCGAUACAUGAUUCUUCAGCAGGAACAAUCGGCAAGAGCCGUCUUACCAUCUCGGUGAAAACGAUCGAACAGUGGUAAAGUUUCAGUGAGACGCGAAGAAUCACAUCCGUCGUCACUUCGUCUCUGUGAAUCGACGCGCCUGAAUAAAAGGUGAAAAAUUUUGCCAAAAAAGUAAGACCCAAAGGAUUUUCGUUAAUCACCAAGAUGGGUGUCGAGAGUGUCGUCACGAGCAUGAUAACUUCGGCGUCGGGAGGCCUGACGUAUUUCUUUCCGGUUCUCGCCGCAGCUAUUGCUUAUUUUCAAUAUGAAGUCAUGGAUCCGGAAUCGCGACCAAUCAACGUGCCAUCGGAGCUCUUACUUCCGGCUUACGAUUUCAUAGUCGUAGGAGCCGGUUCAGCAGGUGCCGUAGUGGCCAGCCGUUUAUCAGAAAUUGAAAACUGGAACGUGCUACUGUUGGAAGCUGGCGGCGAUGAAACUGAAAUUUCUGAUGUCCCUUUACUCGCCGGUUAUCUGCAGUUGAGUCAGCUUGAUUGGAAAUACAAGACCGAACCGCAGGGAGACGCCUGUUUAGCAAUGGAAAAUGGUCGGUGCAACUGGCCGCGGGGAAAAGUCAUAGGCGGAAGUAGCGUUCUGAACUACAUGCUCUACUUGCGGGGUAACAAGAAGGACUACGACAUCUGGGAACAGCAAGGGAAUCCAGGCUGGGGUUCUGCGGAUGCUUUGUAUUACUUUAAAAAAUCCGAGGACAAUUUGAAUCCGUACCUGGCGCGCACGCCUUAUCAUUCGACCGGAGGAUACCUGACGGUCCAGGAGGCGCCCUGGCACACUCCCUUGGCAGCCGCGUUCGUUCAGGCUGGCCAGGAAAUGGGCUACGCGAAUCGAGACAUCAAUGGAGAGCAUCAUUCGGGAUUCAUGAUAGCGCAAGGAACCAUAAGACGAGGCAGCAGGUGCUCGACGGGCAAGGCCUUCCUCAGGCCAGCUAGACUCCGGAAGAAUCUGCACAUCGCCAUGAAUGCUCACGUCACCCGGGUCCUGGUCGAUCCAGCCUCCAGGAGGACCUACGGCGUCGAAUUCUCGCGGGACGAAAAGAUCUAUCGCAUUCGUGCCAAGAAGGAGGUGAUCCUUUCCGGUGGGUCCAUCAACUCUCCUCAACUUCUCAUGGUUUCCGGUAUCGGGCCCAAGGAAGAUCUUGCUCCGCUCGGCAUACCGGUCAUCCAGGACCUUCGGGUGGGACACAAUCUGCAAGAUCACGUGGGACUGGGUGGCCUGACGUUCAUGGUGAACCAGGAAGUCUCCAUGGUAGAAAAUAGAUUGCACAGCGUUCCGGCCGUUAUGCAAUACGCAAUUUUCGGCGACGGACCCCUCACGGUUCUCGGGGGCGUCGAGGGACUCGCCUUUGUGAACACGAAGUAUGUAAACGCCUCGGACGACUUCCCGGAUAUUGAACUCCACUUCAUAUCCGGUUCGACCAAUUCUGACGGCGGCAGGCAGAUUCGCAAGGCCCAUGGACUCACCAAGAGGUUCUACGACGCCGUUUUUGGACCGAUAAAUAACAAGGACUCCUGGAGCGUGAUCCCCAUGCUUCUCCGGCCUAAGAGCAAGGGAGUCAUCAAGCUCCGGAGCAAGAAUCCUUUCGAUCAUCCGCUCAUCUAUCCGAAUUACUUCAAGGAUCCUCGGGACGUCGCUACUCUCGUGGAGGGCGUCAAAAUUGGAAUCGCUCUGAGCAGAACAGCCUCCUUCAAGAGAUUCGGAAGUGAACUCAGCCCUAUACAAUUUCCGGGAUGCAAACACAUUCAGAUGUACACUGACGCCUAUUGGGAAUGUAUGAUUAGGUUUUAUUCCGCCACCAUUUAUCAUCCCGUGGGAACCUGCAAGAUGGGUCCAUAUUGGGAUCCGGAAGCUGUGGUCGAUCCUCAAUUGCGUGUUUACGGUGUCACGGGAUUGCGUGUCAUCGACGCAUCCAUAAUGCCCAAUCUGGUGAGCGGAAACACCAAUGCGCCGGUGAUAAUGAUCGGGGAAAAGGGAUCGGAUCUGAUAAAAGAACUUUGGCUCAAGAGAAAGAACAGAGGAUAAGUCUUGUUCGACAAGAUGACAUCCUUACUGAGUAUUACUUCGAUGGAGUUCGCGCGGAAGAUCUGUCGGUAAAACAGCGAGUACUCCACGGAUAACGAGUACCGAAUCGUAAUUAGUCGAUAAUAUCGAACCACUGUAAUAAUCGAUCGAUCGAUAUCUCAAUGACGAAUUAAUCGAUAUUCGUGAUAUCUCUCUUUAAAUCGUUAGCGUGCUCAUUAUCACUGGCACGAGGCUCAAUUGGAAAGCACUGUAGUUCGUAGUGAAAUAAUUGUGAAAAUCCCGAGAAAGUUUCUCUAUUGCAAUAUUAUUUAUGCCGAGAAAACUUUUCUAAUGCUCGCCUAUAAUUCGUGUGAUAAACGAAACCAAGUUAUUAAGAGACUCUCUAUGUAAAGUAACGUUCGUAACGUAAAUCAAAAGUGGAUAACAUUAUCGUUGUAUCCUCUGUCUUACAAGGUAAAGAAAGCUCCAGUAUUUUUCUUACUAAACUUUAGAAUAACGUAAGUGUACAAUAUACAUGCUCACGAUCAGUUGUGAACUUUGCGAGUGCGCGCGUAUGGUGAAUGUAUUUAUGAGCUCAAGGCCAGGAAUGUGCGUAAGAACAUAUUGGCAUUAGCCAAACACGUGUUUUGGUCAUUCAUUGACCAACGGUAAUAGUCAACGGCGUCGAUGACUAUUUUCACUUUUGAAACGUCAGCUGAUUGAUGUAAAAAUUUUAGGAUUUUUUUAUUUAAAAUUUCCACACGAACACCAUUUCAGCUGAGUUUAAUUACAAUUUUGUAUAUAGCUAUUUGUUAAAAUGUAUCAAGUCCAUUGUGUUAUUAUUAUCGCAUUUGCAAUAUUUGUCUCGUCAAAUAUUUUCAAAAUGCUGUUCGUC
Molecule: messenger RNA, 4323 nt
Organism: Cephus cinctus (wheat stem sawfly)
Lineage: Eukaryota; Metazoa; Arthropoda; Insecta; Hymenoptera; Cephidae
Product: glucose dehydrogenase [FAD, quinone]-like
Exons: 5
Coding region: 1581-3449 (622 amino acids)
Molecular function (GO): flavin adenine dinucleotide binding; oxidoreductase activity, acting on CH-OH group of donors
Source: RefSeq, a predicted model, not a curated record